CCUUGGGAAAGUACAUAUCUGGGAGCAGCAGGCGGCUCGGCGCUCGCACUCCGGCUCCGCCGCUUCACCGCGCGCUCGCCUCCCUGCUCCCGCCGCAGCCCCAGGGCCCCUCGCCGCCGCCACCAUGGACGCCAUCAAGAAGAAGAUGCAGAUGCUCAAGCUCGACAAGGAGAACGCCUUGGAUCGAGCGGAGCAGGCGGAGGCCGAUAAGAAGGCAGCGGAGGACAGGAGCAAGCAGCUCGAGGAGGACAUAGCGGCCAAGGAGAAGCUGCUGCGGGUGUCGGAGGACGAGCGGGACCGGGUGCUGGAGGAGUUGCACAAGGCAGAGGACAGCCUCCUGGCCGCCGACGAAACCGCCGCCAAGGUACCCCGGGCGCGCGCGGCGCGGCGCACGAAUGGCUAACUCUGUCUCUCUCUCUCUCUCCCUCCCUGUCUUUCCCUUUCUCUCUCCCGCUGUCCCUGUCCUUCUGGCUCUGUGCACCCACAACCCUCCCUUGCGGGAUCACGCUGCCUGCCGCACCCCCCACCCCGUCCCGUCCCCGUCCCCCACGGCCAACUCCCAGCUGGAAGAUGAGCUGGUGUCGCUGCAAAAGAAACUCAAGGCCACCGAAGAUGAACUGGACAAAUACUCCGAGGCUCUCAAAGACGCCCAGGAGAAGCUGGAGCUGGCGGAGAAAAAGGCCACCGACGCUGAAGCCGACGUAGCUUCUCUAAACAGACGCAUCCAGCUGGUUGAGGAAGAGUUGGAUCGUGCCCAGGAGCGUCUGGCAACAGCUCUGCAGAAGCUGGAGGAGGCCGAGAAGGCAGCAGAUGAGAGUGAGAGAGGCAUGAAAGUCAUUGAGAGCCGAGCCCAAAAGGAUGAGGAGAAAAUGGAGAUUCAGGAGAUCCAGCUGAAAGAGGCCAAGCACAUUGCUGAGGAUGCCGACCGCAAGUAUGAAGAGGUGGCCCGUAAGCUGGUCAUCAUUGAGAGUGACCUGGAGCGUGCAGAGGAGCGGGCUGAGCUUUCAGAAGGCCAAGUUCGACAGCUGGAAGAACAAUUAAGAAUAAUGGAUCAGACCUUGAAAGCAUUAAUGGCUGCAGAGGAUAAGUACUCGCAGAAGGAAGACAAAUAUGAGGAAGAGAUCAAGGUCCUUUCUGACAAGCUGAAGGAGGCUGAGACUCGGGCUGAGUUUGCAGAGAGGUCAGUAACUAAAUUGGAGAAAAGCAUUGAUGACUUGGAAGAGAAAGUGGCUCAUGCCAAAGAAGAAAACCUUAGUAUGCACCAGAUGCUGGAUCAGACUUUACUGGAGUUAAACAACAUGUGAAAACCUCCUUAGCUGCGACCACAUUCUUUCAUGUUGUUUUUAUUUUUUCGUUUCGUUUUGUUUUCAAACACCAUGCUUACCAUGAAACCCCUUAAUGCAUUUUUUAUUUACUUUUACCACUGUCACAGAAACAUCCACAAGAUUACCAGCUAGAUUGGGGGUGGGGAAGACACACACACACACACACACACAGGCAAGCCCGUGUUCAAGGUGACAAUGAUUUAAAUGUGCCAUUUCCCGAGUUGACAUUGCCACACCGUAGAGAGUUUAGCAACACUGUAUGCUUAGUCAGUCCAGGAAUCCUUGAGGAAGCAGAAAGAUUUCCACUCAAACUGCCAAUGACCAGGAAGGGUAACGUUGGAAACACAAUCAGGUGUGGAUUGGUGCUACUUUAAACAAAAGGUCCCACUGUGGUCUCUCCUUAAAUAUUGUAUGAUUUACAAGUCUGUCCAACACUAAUUUAUUUUGUCAUGAGUUUUACAAUGAGGUGAGACUGUGGAUCCUGUCUGCCAGAAUUCACUAAAGCCGAAGCUUUGUAAGCCACCGUGCUCUUCUAAUUGGCACAUUUGCAGCUUGUUACAACUUGUGGGAUAGCAUGCAAUGUGGAUUUCCAGCAUGUUCAAGUGAAAGAUGUGGGCACCACAUACAAUUGUGAAGAAAACACAUUGUCUUAAGAGUUAUAACUGUAUGAAACCUUGUACAAUGAUAUGGAAUAAAUGCACAUUGUAGGACAUUUUCUAAACAGGGUGGUCCUGUCGUUUGUUUUUACUUUGUUAACUUCAGAUCGCGUGAUUGAGCUACCUUCCCUCACACAUGUUUCUUAAAGCUUAGUAAUAUCUCAGUGUCUGGGAGGGAAUGGGUUUCUUGUGUCAUCCUCCCAGAAGCACUCAAAACAGGAUCCCUUUAGUCUGUUAAAGUUACAGCAAGCAGCAAAGGGGCUUCCCCAGUAGCUCAGUAGUAAAGAAUCUACCUGCCAAUUCAGGAGACAUGGUUUUGAUCCUUGGGUCAGAAAGAUUCCCUGGAGGAGGAAAUGGCAGCCUGGAAAAUUCCACUGACAGAGGAGCCUGGCAGGCUACAGUCCAUAGGCUCACGAAGAGUCAGACGCAACUGAACGACUAAGCUAAAACAAGUAGCAGAGGACCCUUCCCAAGUCCCAGCCUUUCUCCAGAUUAUGGGUUAUAUCUGCACAUACAUACAUGUAGGCCUUUUGCUGUGGUUCUACCAGUUUGGAGAGUUUUCCUCAACUCUUACCUAAGUCUUUAGCAGUGGCAAUCAUACACAUCAAAAAAUUGCAAGUUAAUGCACCAAAUGUGUUGUCCCCCAGCAGUGUGGUUCUAUUUAAAAGUAGAAGUGAUUCUAUUUUUAAAAACUCCCCUGGUGGUUCAAUGGCUAAGACUCUGCGCUUCCAAUGCAGGGGCCCUGGGUUUGAUCUCUGGUUGGAGAACUAAGAUCUCACAUGCCAUAACUAAGACUUGGCACAGCCAAAAAAGUGAAUAUAACUUUUUUUUUUAAGUAGAAGUAAAGGAUCUUGGUGAUUUUCUGCUUUCUAACUCAUGUUUGAGUUCUGAAUUCCAGUACAUCUUUUUAUUGGACUUGGAAAUUGAAAACAUCACUGGCCAGUCUUGAAGAUGUU
Messenger RNA from Capra hircus (goat), 2937 nucleotides. It is a transcript of the gene TPM1, whose product is annotated as tropomyosin 1 (alpha). Gene Ontology annotation, cellular component: actin filament. Gene Ontology annotation, molecular function: actin filament binding. The transcript is spliced from 9 exons. Bases 396 to 1304 code for a protein of 302 amino acids. The record is from RefSeq and is a predicted model, not a curated record. Gene Ontology annotation, biological process: actin filament organization; cardiac muscle contraction. NCBI's taxonomy places the organism in Eukaryota, Metazoa, Chordata, Mammalia, Artiodactyla, Bovidae.